Messenger RNA from Nematostella vectensis (starlet sea anemone), 2596 nucleotides. RefSeq names its product protein TEX261. The transcript has 6 exons. The coding region runs from base 968 to 1438 and encodes 156 amino acids. Lineage: Eukaryota; Metazoa; Cnidaria; Anthozoa; Actiniaria; Edwardsiidae. Gene Ontology annotation, biological process: endoplasmic reticulum to Golgi vesicle-mediated transport. Gene Ontology annotation, cellular component: COPII-coated ER to Golgi transport vesicle; Golgi membrane; endoplasmic reticulum membrane. Gene Ontology annotation, molecular function: COPII receptor activity. The record is from RefSeq and is a predicted model, not a curated record.
CGAAUAAUAGCCCCAUUACCCUAUGUCUGUCUAACAUUACAGCAUAUGUCUACAAUGUGUUAUUUUGGUAUGAAAAUCAUACGGACGGACGCAGAAUGAAAGAUUUAGUUUGAAGCGGCAAAAAUGCGAAUUUUGAACAAGGACAUUCAAGAAAAUUUUGUUAAGAACAAGGCUUUUAACGACUAUAUUUGAUUUUAUCGCAACACAAAACACAUGUCUCUCUAUCGAGAAGUGAGAUGUUUGUAAUCUCGAAAAUCUUGUGCAAAACUAAAUACUUCAGAUAUAUGAUAAUCCGCAUGAGCGCGAUGGCCGCAAAACUCUUUAAUCUCCUCUUUCCCUUGCAACCUAAAUAUUGAUUUUUUUAGAGAGAGAAAGCUUUCAAUGAAUAUCGAUGUGUAUCACACUAGGUCUUCAUCGCAAAAUAAUAGCAGAAUAUGAACGGAAAGAUAAUCAGAGUAUAAUUAUGAGUAAAAUUAAUAAUUUGAAAUGAGACAGAGCUAAUAGUUUCCUGGACAUUGGUUCCAUUAAUUGUGUUUUCUUGUCGUUACCGGGCUAAUGACUUCGAAGUAUCAGUGAUUAAUUGGGCGGCUCAUAUUCCUUCAUAGGUACAUUUUUUGUCAUUUAAAUAUUUAUUCAUUUUUUUGUGAAAUGACAGACGAAAAGAAAAAAGGAGAAAUUUUGCAAAGCAAUAUCCGUCUCCCCAGCUGAUGUUGUUCGGAAAAAAAGAGAGGACGAAAAACUACCUAUAAAUACAAGAUCGGGGAAUGCAUUUGGCAUCUGAGUACUAGAAAUAGAUAACAAGAAAGCUACUAAACAUAACCACGAUACAGAGUAUCCUUACCGGAGGAAUCGAUGACAACACGCCAAACUAGAAAACAAGAGAUAAAAAUCAUAAGCUGCUGCAUUGUAUUAUUUGGCUGAAUUAGUCGAAGAGUAUACAGUUAUUGCAGCAAAAAUCAUCAAAUACAUGUUGAUAGGCGUGUUUGUUAUCUAUUUGUGUUUGUUUAUCUUCGAAUCCUUCCCUUGGUACAUAGUAGUGAUUGGUUUGGCAUCAAAUGUAAUCUACUUACUGCUACUGAAAGAUUUCCCAUUCAUUGAGCUUAGUUCUCCUGUAUUUAUAGCUGCAGUUGCAUCAGUGUUUGUUAACCACUACCUGGCAUUCCAAUACUUUGCUGAUGUUUGGUAUCCAUUCUCAGAGGUUCUGUCAUACUUCACUAUCUGCCUGUGGAUAGUACCUUUUGCGUUUUUUGUAUCUUUAUCGGCAAGUGAAAAUGUGCUUCCUACAUCAUCGUCUGCUACCACAGACAGUGGCUCACAAGGUGAUAAGUUUGACUAUCCAGGCAAACGAUCAAGUCGGAGACAAGGAAUCCUGGCACUUUUUGGUUUCUUAUCAAGAAAAACAGAAAGCUAUCUCCCAACAAGAACAAAGACUUACUGAUUCCAGGGACGACCCAUGUAUGAAUAAUGGCAGAAAGCAAUCUCCCAACAAGAACAAAGACUUACUGAUUCCAGGGGUGACCUAUGGUAUGAAAAAUGACAGAAAGCUAUCUCCCAACAAGAACAAAGAUUACUGAUUCCAGGGGUGACCUAUGGUAGGAAGAAUGACAGAAAGCGAUUUCCCAACAAUAACAAAGAUUACUGAUUCGAGGGGUGACCUACUGUAUGUUACUGUGUGAAGAAUGACAGAAAAUCUCCCAACAAGAAUAGAGACCUACUGUUCCUCUGCCGACCUCUGGUGUCAUUUAGUAAUAGAAUACGUGUAUGCUGGUAACCCAUUAUUUUCAAGCUGAUAUGUGAUUGUACAUAGAAAUUAAAAGAAGGCCGAAUUUUACUUCAAAGGAUAUCAGCCAAGAAAUUUGAACAUUAUUCGUGUGCCGUUCACUGAACUAGCUAACAGUAGCACAGAUGGAAAGUAGAUGAGAAAAGUUUAUUAUCGGAUGUCCUAGCAGAGCAUUAAAUGCCAUCCUAAGAAAUACCCCAGAAUUCGUAUAAGUAUGUGUACUUGUUUUCUUUGUGUGAAAUAAGGCUGACAUAGCCAUACAUCAUGAGGGUUAGUUGGCUUUUAAUAAAAAUAACCCUGGAGAUUGUGGUGAAGUACAGUUUUAAAAAGAUUGCCAGCUAUCUAUGCAUGAAUUCAAAUUAGAUUUUUCUCAUACACAGCCAGCUACAAUCAGGGAUAAAUUACUUAGGGACACGAUGGUUUUGUGCAUGUGGAACACGGGUGCGUGCAUCAUAAUAUUGGAACCUACUCUGUUCCUGUCGAUAAGCCGCCGCCCCCCCCCCCCCCCCCAUCCCCCCAUUCAAUGUUGUUCGGAAAUCAACCUUCUCUACAAUUCAAUGUAUAUUUCCACAUGCAACAUUGAGUGUGGGGGGGAAGGGGGAGGGUAGAAAUGAUAUUUUUAUGUUGAAGAAAAUUUUUGCCAUGCAACCGCAAAGAAAUUGUUCCAUCGUCCCAUUGUUUUUGUCCCGGAUUGUAGACUUGUAAAAAAAGUUAUUUCAUAGCUUUCUAUUUUUCUCCAAGACAAUGUAACAUCUUGCUUUGCUUUGAUAACCUGAAUUUCUUUUUCUUUUUUGGAAGUAAAUUUGAUAUACCCAA